CUAGGGAUCGAACCCUGGGAUCUGCAGCAGCUACUGCUAACUGGUGAAUACCGUUUCACUCCCGCCGUCCUAAAUUCGAGGUCCUUCGAGAAGAAUUCAGUCCAAGGCAGGACCUUUACCUUUCUGUUCUCUUUCGUAGGCUCUGACUAUAUCGGGAGCUGUCUCUAGAAGUUCUGAUCUUGUAAACCAGCGGUCAUCCUCCGGUUCCUGAUAUGCAAAGCGGACCUUGUACUGUUUCUGAGGACGACCUCGACCUCCUGUUCUAAACACAUCCUCCUCUACAAUUCCCUCUAUGUCAUAGCUCCCAUCCAUAUCCGAAGGGAUCAUGGAUCUUCUAGAAGGGAACUGUUGGCUUGUAACACAUGGCAACAACUUUGAAGCAUGGAACACAGGAUAUGUGUGGAGGUGUACUGGGAUCUGUAUAGUGUAUGAUGGUCCAUCCUCUCCGCCCUUGACUUCUGCGAGAUGUUUUCUUCAGGCGCGAACUCCUUUGCCUUGACCCAGACUAAGUCGGCUACCUGAAACUGCGACGGUCGGCGGUGCUUAUCAGCUUGCUCUAUCAUUCUAUGCUGGGCCUUUCUGAGAUUCUCAACAACAGUUGCUAAUUCUUUCCUGUGUUGUACCACAAAUUCCCUGGUACCGGGCGGUAGUCUGUGAAUCUGAUCCCAGUUCAGUCCUUCGAACGGUCUGCGCGGUCUAAAGGACAUCUGCAGCUCAUUGGGAGUGUGGCAGGUGGAUAGAUGUACGCUGUUGUUGUAGGCACUAGCUACCUUAGGCAACAUCUCAUCCCAGUUGAUCUGAUCUGGUCUAAUGUACAUGCGCAGAACUUGCUGUAGGAUCUUGUUCAUCUGUUCUGUCUGGCCGUUGGUCUCUGGAUGACGGCCAGAUGACAUUAACAACUUGGAUCCGUACACUCUCAUGAGUUCUUGCCUUGGAGCCAGGAUGUAGCUUUGAGUGCUAUGCGGUCAGGGUUUAGGGAUUUUGCGCGCGAGAUCGUCACCCACAUUGGGGGCGAAGUAAAACAGUUGAGGGACAACGUAGGAAAGUUUUGUGAGGGCGCCAUCGAGGGUGCCAAAGCCAUAGCCGCAGUAGAGGGCGAGGCCAGACCUCGCAAGGACCCAGUUAAGCUCAAAUUCCCGGAUGCCUAUGGAGGGAAGAAGGAGGAGAACUUUGACAACUGGGAAGCCAGUGUCAAUAGUUAUAUCUAUCUACAGCACAUCCUACCAGAGGAACAAGUCCUCGUGGCCUUCCAGGCCCUGAAGGAUGAAGCGGCUAGUUUCGCUAGGUCCCUUGCGCGCGCAGCUGGUUGUGAGAACAACCUGGUUGCUUACUCUAAAGUCACCCCCCUUCCUCAAUUCCUCAAGCUCCUGAAGGAGCGGUUUGCAGACCCAACGAGAGGCGUUCGUGCCUCUGAUAAGCUGCAAACAAUCCACUCACGACAGUGGAGAGGUACCAUGGACGACUUGGUAGCCAUCCCGGACCAUGGGGUCACUGAGCCCCAGUUGGUUCAGUUAUUCUAUCGUCCCAUAUCGGAGGCCCUGCGUGGGCGUUUCUUUGACAAGUCUCAACAGGCCGGAAUCACAUAUGAUGCAUUGAGUAGAGAAGUCGUCCUGUAUGAGUCAAAGUCCAUGCCAGUUACCACCUUCUGGCACAAGGACCUGGAGAAGGGGAAAGGGUGGAAAGGGCGUACCAUCUUUGGCCAAGUCAAGGCCAAGGAUCACAUGAUCCUUACCUUAGAGGAAGGUGGUACUGACGAGGUCCCAUACAGUCAGAUUGAGUGGGGCCUAGAGGAGGAGGACAGUAGUGUGGGACAGGGGAGAUCUUAUGCUGCUGUCGUGGUUGGAGGGAGGCCGCAAGGUAGAGAAGGAGGUCAGGGCCAAAGGGGCCAGGCCAUGGGAGGUCGAGGACCGGACGCACAGGGGGUUGGCGGCCAAGGAAACCGCCAAGUGGGAGGUCCGUUGGGCUGCCCAGCAGUCAAAAGGCAGCCGCAAGUAGGGGCAGCAACUGCCCCUACUUCAAGGCCAUGUGGAGAAGUGAGCGCGCACGAACAGGACACUCCCAACCCACAUGAGCCUAUGGCAGAGGUUGCAGGCCCGUGCCUAGCCAGCUGUCCAGAGACCGCUUGUGUUAGCGUCUCUUUAGGCACGUCCCUCACAGGUGUGGCAGGAGAGUUAAAGGAGAGGAUGACAACCUGGGCCAAGAUGAAGAAAGAGAGUAAAGGACAGUUGAUCCUGGUAGAUGUAGAAGUUUUUAGAAGUAGAGUAGGAGCCCUUAUAGACUCAGGGGCCACUCGCAGUUAUAUCAGCCGUAGGGCGUUGAAGAAGCUGAAGCUAGGAUUGAAAGUUCAGAAAUUGGCAGACCUUAUAGUCAGUGUCCUCGCAGACAACCGCACGAUGCGAGUAGAGGACUAUGUAGAGGGAGUCCAGGCGAACUUUCGCCUAGAAAAGGAUGGGAAGGUGGAGAAAGUUCUCCAUUCCCUGACUCUCCUCGUACAGGAUGACCUUCCUUUUGAUGUAGUGUUAGGAAUGGAUUGGGGAGAGGCAACCGGGGCCACACUUCAUUUGAGAGAGCAUGAGUGUAGGCUCCCUAGCCCAUCAGGCGAGGUUAAGACUGCCCGCCUGUGUCAUGUGUCAGGUGUAGACAACACCUUGGCACAUUGCUGUCUCAGUGCUCCCGCGUUCGCGCGAUUAGUAAAUGAGCGAUUAGAAGAGAAGGUCUUUGUAGUUUAUGUUCGACCUGUCACUGAGGCCCAGGAAGAGGAUAGUUCCACAAAUCCAACCAUUGCCAAGCUGCUGGAAGACUUCAAAGAUUUAACUGAGUCGCCGACAGGAGUAGUGUCGCGACUCAUCCAGCACAGGAUAGAGAUAGAGCCUGACAGUAGAACUCCUAAGGGUGCAGUCUACAGGAUGUCCCCUAAAGAGUUAGAGGAGUUUCGCAGGCAAUUAGACACGAGCUCCUCGAAAAAGGUUUUGGAGAAGCUACGAGAGGCUAACUUCAAGAUCAACGCGAAGAAGUGCGAGUGGGCCAAGACACAAGUCUUGUACUUGGGCCACGUUUUAGACGGAGAUGGCAUUAAGCCAGAGGACAGUAAGAUAGCGGCGAUUAGAGAUUGGCCGACGCCCCGCACAUUGACAGAGUUACGGUCGUUCCUAGGCCUAGCUAACUACUACAGGAAGUUCGUGAGGAACUUCUCCACUAUCGCCGCUCCCUUGCGCAGAUUGCUGAAGAAAGAGGCAAUCUGGCAAUUGGACAAAGACUGUACGUCUGCGCUCAAGAAGUUAAAGCGCGCGUUAAUAGAGUAUCCUGUCCUCAAAGUUGCAGAUCCGUCUUUGCCAUUUGUCGUCACCAUGGUGCGCGAGUCGGUAUGGGAUAGGCGCCGUGUUACAGCAAGACGACAACAAUGGCUAUAGACCCGUAGAGUUCAUGUCAGCGAGGAUGCCCUGUGAGAAGGUCGCUACCUCCACGUACGAGAGAGAACUCUACGGUCUCAGGCAGGCUUUAGACCAUUGGAAGCACUACCUGCUUGGGAGGCAGUUCAAAGUGUAUUCAGACCAUGAAACGCUUAGAUGGCUAAAGACCCAGGCCAAGAUGACACCUAAGUUGACUAGGUGGGCCGCAGAGAUAGACCAAUUCGACUUUGAGCUCAAGCCAAAGAAAGGCAAGUACAACGUAGGUGCGGAUGCUCUAAGUAGGAGAUCAGACUACUUUGGAGCCGUAGUACACUAUCUGGAUAUAGGGAGAGACCUGCAGGAGAAAGUGAAGCAAGCGUAUGCACAGGACCCUAUUUAUAGCGACCUCCUAAAGAGAGUUCGGGAGGCCCCAGAGACUGAACCAGAUUACCGCACUACAAAUGGGUUGUUGUUUGAGAAGACUAAUGUGUUUGACCGCCUGUGCGUUCCCAACAGCGAAGAGAUCCGUAGUUUAACCUUAGGGGAAUGCCACGAUACGGAGGGACAUUUCGGUUGGCAAAAGACAUUAGCCAAUCUAAUGUGUGCGUAUACCUGGCCAGGAAUGAAGAAUAACUGCAUAG
This is a messenger RNA of Chara braunii, 4030 nucleotides long. The record is from the annotation of a GenBank genome assembly. NCBI's taxonomy places the organism in Eukaryota, Viridiplantae, Streptophyta, Charophyceae, Charales, Characeae.